Molecule: messenger RNA, 2255 nt
Organism: Aaosphaeria arxii CBS 175.79
Lineage: Eukaryota; Fungi; Ascomycota; Dothideomycetes; Pleosporales
Product: glutaminyl-tRNA synthetase
Exons: 3
Coding region: 150-2111 (653 amino acids)
Biological process (GO): glutaminyl-tRNA aminoacylation; translation
Cellular component (GO): cytosol; cytoplasm
Molecular function (GO): glutamine-tRNA ligase activity; ATP binding
Source: RefSeq, a predicted model, not a curated record
CUUUGCCCCUCCAGCGUAAACUCCACUACAAUAGACGGACAGAACAGUCGCACAAACACCCAAUCGUGGGCCUAGAGACCAUACACGCCUAGUUUACAUCUGAAAUUGAAUUCCCAACACACGCCGAGACUCUUCGAUCCCAACCAAGCAUGGCCGACGCUCCUACUGAUAAGCCUACAGCUGUGGCAGACGCUGCCCCUGCUGCGGAAGACAAAGGCCCCUCAAAACGUGCGCUCGAGAAGGCUGCAAAGAAGGCAGCUGCGAAAGCGAAGAAAGCAGAACACGCCCUUCGUCCGAAGGAACCAAAGGAGCCCAAGGCCCAGGCUAAGUCGAGCAAUGCCGAACCCGCGAAACCUGUAAGCAUCUUCACAGAAGGAUGGCUCCGACGAAUCUACGACGAGAAGCCCGUGCAGCCCGUACGGUCUCGAUUCCCGCCUGAGCCCAACGGCUAUCUUCAUAUCGGUCACUGCAAAGCGAUCGCUGUCAAUUUUGGCUUUGCGAAACACCACAAGGGUGUCUGUUUCUUGCGUUACGACGACACCAACCCCGAAAAGGAGGAGGAGAAGUACUUCACGAGCAUUCUAGAUAUCAUCAAGUGGUUAGGUUUCGAGCCUCAUCAGGUCACAUACAGCAGUGACAACUUUGAGCGCCUGUAUGAGUUGGCAGAGGAAUUGAUAAGAAAGGAUAAGGCCUACGUCUGCCACUGCUCCCGAGAGGAAGUCAACCGCCAGCGAGGCGGACCCGAUAAUCGUGGCGCUCGCUACGCCUGCGAGCACCGCACGCGACCUGUCGAAGAGUCGUUGGCCGAGUUCCGAGCUAUGCGCGAUGGAAAAUACAAACCCGGAGAGGCAUAUUUGCGCAUGAAGCAAAGCUUGACGGACCCCAAUGAAGGAAAUCCUCAGAUGUGGGAUUUACCCGCCUAUCGAGUGGUCGAGAAGAACCAUCACCACCGAACCGGGGACAGAUGGAAGAUAUACCCUACGUAUGACUUCACUCACUGCUUGUGCGAUGCCUUUGAGGAAAUCUCGCACUCUCUAUGCACAACGGAGUUCCAGCAGUCAAGGAUCUCAUACGACUGGUUGCUAGAGCAGCUUGGUAUGAAGGUCCCUAAAUCGGAGGAGAAAGGGCCCAUGCAGAGAGAAUACGGUCGCCUCAAUGUUGGCGGUACUAUCCUAUCUAAGCGUCGGAUUCUCAUGCUGGUUGAAGGUGCUAAGGUCGAGAAGAAGAACCCCGACGGAACUGUAGAGGAGAAGAUCAUUCCACCAGCUGUCCGAGGAUGGGAUGAUCCACGACUGUACACCUUGGUUGCUCUUCGCCGUCGAGGUAUCCCUGCUAAAGCACUACUCAAUUUCGUAGAGGAGUUGGGUGUUACUGAUGCCCUUACCGAGAUCCAGCCUUUCCGACUCGAAUCCUCCAUCCGAAAGUUCCUUGAGCGCACCGUCCCCCGGCAGAUGCUUGUCCUAGAUCCUGUUAAGGUUGUCAUCGAGGAUUUCGCAGCGGAAGACGAUGUCGAGAUCACUGUGCCCUACGAUCCCAAGGGUGCAAUUCCUGGAGAGCGUAAAGUGAAGCUUGGUAAGGAGGUCUACAUCGAUCGAUCGGACUUCCGAGAGGUAGAUGAUCCCGAAUACCGCAGGCUCGCCCCCAAUAAGGUUGUCGGUCUCUACAACGUACCUUUCCCAAUCCGCGCUACGACGUUCUCCAAAGAUGAGAGUGGCAAGGUCACUGAGAUCCGAGCUACCAAAGCAGCUUGGACGACUGAGAAGACAAAGACUCACAUCCAGUGGGUAGAUGCCGCAACCGCCGUUCCAGUUACCGCGCGCCAGUACAACUCCUUAUUCAAGUCCGAGUCUCCCAAUACCCUGGACUGGAAGACCGGUGGCUACGCCGAUGACCUCAACCCCGAGUCUGAAGUCAUUCAUAAGGAUGCCGUGAUUGAACGAGGUAUCAAAGACCUGAUCAAGGAGCACUCACUCGACAUUAGUAGCUCUUCAGAUAACCUCAUCCGUUUCCAGGCUCUUCGCACUGCUUACUUCUGUGUUGAUACCGAUUCUACCGAGGACAAUAUUGUACUCAACCAGAUUGUUAGUUUGAGGGAGGACAAGGCCAAAUGAUUGACGUUGACCGUGCAUUCAUUUCCAGUAAGUCAUGUAAGUUGGUCGGCAGCCUGACCAAUAGUGUAACGACACAUCAUAUGGAGGGGGAAAGGACUCUCACGCAUAGAUAUCCCAAACAAUGUUAAUUUACUAUUCUCGUUG